Xylona heveae TC161 is the source of this 1419-nucleotide messenger RNA. RefSeq lists its product as hypothetical. The transcript has a single exon. The record is from RefSeq and is a predicted model, not a curated record. NCBI's taxonomy places the organism in Eukaryota, Fungi, Ascomycota, Xylonomycetes, Xylonales, Xylonaceae. The coding region runs from base 105 to 1232 and encodes 375 amino acids.
GACAGUUAGAAUCCCAAUAUCGUUGCAUCAGGGCCUGCAAAACCAGUCCAGCUAUUCUCCAACUUUUAAAACAUCCGUCUUUUCCCAGAUCAAACCUACAAAGAAUGCCCUUUUCAUUGAAGGGGACGGAGAAGCCGAAACCUCCAAUUCCAUACGUUAUUGGCUGGAAAUUUACUGCUUAUUCCCAUAUACCGCCUCCUCCCACUCCCAUGACAUAUGACUGUUCGAGCCAUGCUUCAUUUCGCCACGAAAGGGAGCAAACAGACCCCGUUGAGCUCUGUUUGCGCCAUCCACCGUUGCCAGGAGGCUGCCGCUCCGACGAAGGGGAUACCGGGAAUACCACGAGUGUUGAGCUACAAAUUCGCGGCAUUUUGCGAGCCGGGAACAAGCACAGCGCACAGCUAGUCUUCGUUGACGUCCUCAGGGCCGCCGUCGACGACGAUCAACAUUACCCUGGCCUCGGAGGCCUUGCGGGAACCAAAGGACAAGGACAAAGACUUGUGGCCAAGUUUUACGACCCUCUUUACGUUGAUGAUGAAGGUGGUUUCCUCGAUGCCUUUUCCAUCGCGGACCGUCACUACACCCACGAGACCCGCACAUAUAUCGAGCUUGCAGAUCUCCAGGGCAAGUCUAUACCAAGAUACUAUGGCUCUUUCUCUGUCGAUAUUUGUGUUGGAUCGUCGUUGUCGUCAUCGUGCUCGGUGGCUGCGGUGGCGUCAUCAUCAUCAUCAUCAUUAUCUAGUAGACGGACGACAAAGAUGACACGUCCCGUCAGAUUCAUCCUCAUCGAAUACCUACCGGGAACAACAAUGAUGAAUGCUGAUCCCGCGGCGUAUUCGCAGCAGACUCGGCAGCAUAUUAUGAAAGCGGUAGUGGAUUUUGAUACGGCAAUAUAUGCUCGUAAUAUCAUGAACGCGGACCUGCACCCAAGGAAUAUUAUCCUAGUCGACGGUCAAGAAUCUCAAGAUUCUAACGCGCCUCCGCAUCUUGUUUUUAUCGAUUUCGGAUUUGCUAUAUUCGGCCGUACAUGGGACGGCUCUGAUGAGCGCAGGCCGCAUAAAAUGUUUUCUGGGAUCUAUAUCUCCCCAUUGCUUCUAUGGCACGAGUCUCGGCGUUCCAGGUUUGAUUUCGAAGAGUGGGUGGAUUGGAACUGGCAGCGCUGGCUGAAUGCAGAAUAUAAACACACUGCUUCAAGUAUAACAAAAGAGAUGCGCAAAACAUAUCUUCAUUGACUUUCUCUCUCGAGUUUCUCAUGCUCGAAUUGAGGUACUGGUCAAUGGGCUUAUGGACUGGCCGCCGUCACUGUAUGUGGAUUCAACUUUUACUCGCAACCAAGGCGCAUGUGUUAAUUGCAGAUAGUUCAAGGCUGGUAGCUCAAACACAUUGCUUCUCGAAAAUUUAUAAUCAUCUUUCUCUCCG